Molecule: messenger RNA, 3401 nt
Organism: Rhineura floridana
Lineage: Eukaryota; Metazoa; Chordata; Lepidosauria; Squamata; Rhineuridae
Gene: BARX2
Product: BARX homeobox 2
Exons: 4
Coding region: 482-1303 (273 amino acids)
Biological process (GO): regulation of transcription by RNA polymerase II
Cellular component (GO): nucleus
Molecular function (GO): RNA polymerase II transcription regulatory region sequence-specific DNA binding; DNA-binding transcription factor activity, RNA polymerase II-specific
Source: RefSeq, a predicted model, not a curated record
CUUGGCCCUUUUCCAGCCGGAGAAGGAAGGCAGCCAAUCCACACCCCGGGACCUUAAAAUAGAGAGAUGACUGUCUCCGCAGCCCAGGAGAGGACCGAACCAACUAACAAUGGGGCGCUGGGGAGGAUGAGCGCUUGAUUGACAGCCAGAGUGUGUUCAGAAGGGCUGGCUGCGUCGCUGCUCGACGGCUUAUAUAGAGGCUGGUGGUGGGGAAGGCACAGAGAGAGAGAGAGAGAGAGAGAGAGAGAUCUUGGCGCAGCAGGCAAGCAAGCGAGAGCGCCCAGGCGGGCAGGGGGGAUCCCUGGCUCUUCAUGCCAGCCUGCUGCCGCUGAUCACCUCCGGCCGGCCGCCUGCUCCAUCUCCCGUGCCUAGAACAGCCCCCCGUCCACCAACCUCCGCUCUUCGCUGCGUGUGGUUUCCUCGCCCGCCCGCCCACUCACGUCGCGGUCCUCCCGCGGGGCUCCGCGCUCCCGCUCCAGCCAUGCACUGCCAAGCAGAAGUCCGGUUGGCUCCCCCGGGGCCGCUGAAAGCAGGCAGGCGGCGCUACAAGACUUUCAUGAUCGACGAGAUCCUGUCCAAGGAGACCUGCGAUUACUUCGAGAAGCUCUCGCUCUAUUCCGUCUGCCCGUCGCUCGUCGUCAGGCCCAAACCUCUCCACUCCUGCACCGGCUCCCCUUCUCUGAGGGCCUAUCCUCUCAUCUCUGUCAUCACCAGGCAGCCCUCAGCAGCGGCCUCCCACUUCGUCCCUGCAGCAAGCACUUCUCGAGGCCUCUCACCACACCCACCCUCAGGAAGCACCUGCUCAGAGACGCAGGCCAGUGAGACUCACGGGAGCAGCGAAUCGGAGACAGAGCAGCCCACACCUCGCUUGAAAAAGCCUCGCCGCAGCCGGACCAUCUUUACAGAACUGCAGCUCAUGGGGCUGGAGAAGAAAUUCCAGAAGCAGAAGUAUCUAUCCACUCCAGACAGGUUGGAUCUUGCCCAGUCAUUGGGCCUAACUCAGCUUCAAGUAAAGACUUGGUACCAGAAUCGGAGGAUGAAAUGGAAGAAAAUGGUCCUGAAAGGUGGGCAGGAGGCUCCCACAAAACCCAAAGGACGCCCCAAGAAAAACUCCAUUCCCACCUCCGAAGAGAUUGAAGCAGAGGAGAAGAUGAACAGCCAAGUUCACAGACAGGCGUUGGAGGAAAGCCAGGCCACAGAAGAGUGUGGGCUGAUCAAGGAGCAAUUGGAUGCCCCUUCAGAGACAGAGGAAUCUCCUAAAGACACAGCUGAAACCUCUCCGGGGGAAUCAACAUCAAGUUAAGAGGCAGAGAGAGAGAGAGAGAGAAAGCUACCCAUGCUCCAAAAAGGACAAUGUAUAAAGUGGAGGCGUGUGCACUUAUUCCCCAAUGGCAUUGACCAGUGUGGGUGGGUCACUGGGGAUCAAAGAGACCCAAUGUAGACAGUGACCAUUUCCUUCUCUCCAGUGCUGUGCAUACAUCCUCCCCACAGCUAGUGUGGAGCCUGAGUUCUCUUCCAAAUGAGACUGCAUGCUUACAAAACUAAUCUGAGACUCUGGGAAUGCAUGAGGAGCUGUGAGGAAGAAGCUCCAUAGCGACCGGACACACCUUUCUGGAGAAAUUGGUCCUUUUUCUCUUCCUGUAAUUAUCCUCCGCUUUGAAAAGGGUUCAGAGCAGUGACUGCCAAAAAAAAAGAGAGGGGUGUGUGGUUUUUCCCCGUUUUUCCCCCAGCGUAGCUUUCUUCUGCAACCAGUGCUUCAUUGGGGAGUGGGCCAAAACAAAGUGUUUUUUAAUGGGCAGGAUUUGGGAUGUUGAUAUUCUACCAUCACAAAGAUCAGAGCGGUAUCUUUCUGGGAGAGGGGAGAAGCUGGAGCAGAUUCCAGACUUUCUUGGGAAAUCUCGAGUUGCUUUCAGGGUUGCAGUAGGAAGAAAGCUUCCAAAAGGGCAACCUGGGCAAGUAUGAGAGGGGGCAGAGAAACUAUUGCAGCUGCAGGAGUCGCAACUGUGGGUACUGCACUGCUGAACGUAGUGGUGGACAUGAAAGCUGCACUGGCUCAGGCAGGGGCAAAAAGGUAGCUCAGUUCAAACUUCUAGUACACAUGUAAGGGAAGGGCCAUAGCUCAGUGGCAGAGCGACUGCUUGGCAUGCAGAAAGUCCCAGGCUCAAUCCCCAGCAUCUCCGCUGUAACUCAGGGUAGGCAAUACUGAGCAAUGGUCUGACUAAAGGCCGGUUCUAAAGGGCGGCCAGGUUGGGCACUGGCCCAAGGGCCCCGGAGCUACAGGAGCCCCUGAGGGGCCCUCCGCUCCCCUUCUGUGAUCCUUGCCCCCCCACGCCCCCCACACCUGUCAGGUGGCUUUUUAGCAUUGCCCUUAAUGAAGAUGGUGGUCGCAGCUUCCCUAAGGUACUGAAGCCGCUGCCACCAUCUUAGUUGAUGGCAGAGGUACGCACGCACAUGUGCCAUCAACAAAGACGGCGGCGGAGGCUUCAUUCCCCUUAGGGAAACCAUGGCUGCCAUCUUCAUUAAGAGCAAUGGUAAAGACUAGACAGGUAGGGGGCCGUGGGGGGAUGCGGGGGGCCAUGCGCACACACGUACGCACACACGUACGCACACGCGCACACACACACACACACCGGGGUGCCAGGGCAAACUGAUGCCCAAGGUCCCCCGCAUGCCUGGAGCCGGCCCUGGUCUGACUCAAUAUUCAGCAGCUUCCUAUGUUCCUACAGCUGGCUCCCCUGUUCUCAACAGUGGAGGAGGCAGAUCUGUGUUCCAGAAGCAGGUGUGUCCAGAGAUCAGGGCCAGCGACUAUGGGCACCUCCCAAGGCCGGCACCUCUUCUGGAGGCCCACUGUCAAUGCCCAGUAGGCCCCACUGCGCCUACUCUUUGCUGCCUGUUCAUCUGCCGUUAGCAGUAAGAGAGGGGAGAUGGAGCAGCAUCUUCCACUUGCCUCCCCAUCUGGGCAGUGGCUUGUUUUGGGACAGAAGGGAGAGGGCAAUCAAAUGGGCUAGGGGAAGGUGGACCCACUCUGAGCUGGGGAGGGGACAGACUGAGGUCAUCUUGCACAAGGACCGUCCAAAACAAAAAGCCAGUUCUGAAAGAGGCACAUUUCCUCUCUAAAAGAGAAAGGGGAAACCCAUGUCGUGAUGCAUGCAACAGAGUGCUGGCAUAGGAAGAACAUAGGAAGUUGCCUUAUACUAUGAUUGGUGGCCCAUUGAGCUUAGUACUCCCUUACGAGGAAAGGUUGCAGCAUUUGGGGCUUUUUAGUUUAGAGAAAAGGCGGGUCAGAGGAGACAUGAUAGAAGUGUAUAAAAUUAUGCAUGGCAUUGAGAAAGUGGAUAGAGAAAAGUUCUUCUCCCUCUCUCAUAAUACUAGAACUCGUGGACAUUCAAAGAAGCUGAAUG